This is a messenger RNA of Nerophis lumbriciformis (worm pipefish), 1812 nucleotides long. The record is from RefSeq and is a predicted model, not a curated record. Lineage: Eukaryota; Metazoa; Chordata; Actinopteri; Syngnathiformes; Syngnathidae.
AUGGGGAAUAUAAUCCAUUUACUCAUAUAUUUGUGCACACUUUAUCUUUCCUUUAUUUUUAGCACUAAUGUGAAUCUGCACAGGCGGCAAUGGAUACCAGCACAUAACAGGACCAUUGGCACUGUUGCUAAUAAUAAUAGAAGGGUCAGAGCUGUCAACAGACCAAUGCCUAUCGACUGCAAACUGGGGAGCUGGUCAACAUGGACACCAUGUAACCCUUGCACUGACCAAAAGUCCCGUUUCCGCUAUCUGGAGAAACCAUCACAAUUUGGUGGGACACUGUGCUUUCAGCCGCUGUGGGAGACACUUGCGUGUCCAAGAAUAACUGCACAGUGUUUGGUGCCAGAUUACUGUGGUGAGAGCUUCACCUGCAAAGAAACAGGCCGCUGUAUCAGCCAUUCUCUUCGCUGUAAUGGAGAGGCAGACUGUGAUGAUUUUUCAGAUGAAGAUGGUUGUGAAGACAUCAACCAGAGAAAUGACAAGUGCUCAACUCUUCUUACUAUUCCUGGUGCUGAGCGUGGCACUCAGGGCUACAAUGUCUUGACUGGAGAAUUUGUGAAUCACGUACUUGACUCAAAGUACUUUGGAGGAAAGUGUGAGUAUGUGUACAACGGAGAAUGGAGAAAGUUCACCUAUGACUCAUUCUGUGAAAACCUGCACUACAACGAAGUUGAGAAAAACUACAGGAAACCUUACAACUACCAUGCCUACAGCUUUGUGGCAGAGGCUACAUCGGAGGGAACUCAGGAAUAUUACGGUGAUGUGGUGAGCCUGUUAAAUGCAAGAAAAUCUACGCGAUCCUCCAACGCAGGCGUCUCAGUUGGUGUCUAUUAUGUACAAGUAGGGCUGAGUGGAAGUGAAGAGUCUGAGUUUCUAAGGAAUGUGUCACAGCAUAAAAAACAGGACCUUGGGUUUAUCAGGCUUUGGUCCACAGUGGGAACAGCUUAUUUCAAGAUGAGAAGUAACAGGCUGAUGCUUUAUGAGGACUUCCAACUGUCUUUGAUGGAACUUCCCGAGCAAUAUGAUUUUGGCAUAUAUUCCCGUUUCUUCGACUCGUUUGGGACCCACUAUGUCACUGAGGGAAAAAUGGGAGGAACUCUUGAAUAUGUGGUGGUGGUCAACAAAACAUCUAUGACUCAGUCAAAACUUGAAUGGAAACAAGCUGGUUCAUGCAUAGGUGCCUCUCUUGGUUUGAGUGCACCAGUUGCCAGCUACGGCCAAGCAGAUUUGACUGUGGGGGGCCAUAUAUGUAAAAAAGACGGACCCUUAUCACAUGUCACAGACAGUGGCGCCGCUGUGAUUAAGGACAUUAUCACACUGGUGAAGGGGGGUCACGCAGACACCAGCAGUGGCUUGUUGGCCAUCAGGAGUCCUGACACUUAUCGCAAGUGGGGGGCGAGCAUUAAAUCUAACCCGACUGUCGUUGAAUAUGAGAUCAUGCCAAUCCAUGAACUUGUGCGUCUCAGCACAGCUUCUGAUCAAGUCGGCGCCAGACUGGCUAACCUACGGAGGGGACUGGACGAGUAUCAGCAGCAGUUCAGCUCUUGCCGCUGCGCAGCAUGCAGGCACAACGGGAUCCCUGUGCUCACUGGGACAUCAUGCAGCUGCAUCUGUAAGCCAGGAUACCAAGGAAACGCCUGUGAGGACACUCUUCGAGCUGGAACUGGAACUGAUGGAUCGUGGUCCUGCUGGGGAGUUUGGUCUGCUUGUACAUCAGCGAGGAAACAGCGUACCAGAGCCUGUAAUAAUCCACCACCUUCUGGAGGUGGAGCUACAUGCCUGGGCUCCUCCUCUCAGACUCAGCGCUGUUGA